This is a messenger RNA of Aspergillus neoniger CBS 115656, 1096 nucleotides long. RefSeq lists its product as uncharacterized. The record is from RefSeq and is a predicted model, not a curated record. The transcript is spliced from 3 exons. Lineage: Eukaryota; Fungi; Ascomycota; Eurotiomycetes; Eurotiales; Aspergillaceae. The coding region runs from base 41 to 1096 and encodes 351 amino acids.
AUCACUUAUAUCCAUCCAACGCCGCAAUCUCAUAUGCGUCAUGGCUACUUCUAGCCUUGACUACUCUGUUGAUCAAGCGAUUGCAAGCUUCUUCGAGCGGACUACGGCGACUCGCUCGGCCUGCGAUGCCUUUGCAAGAGAACAUCUUGGUGGUGAAAUCGUUCCGGUAGCUGUGCAGGGCGUAUGCAGCUAUACGGUCUAUGCUGGGCCGAAUGACGAGUUUGUCGUUCAAUUCCGCCUUAAGUCUUCUCGUUUAAGCAUGGAAACAGUAAAUCUGGCACGCGCCAUUUAUGGAGAGUUUGCUCCUGAGGUCAUCACUAGGGGACAGAUUGGGAAAGAAUUAGUGGGAAAGGAAGCCCUUCAUAUCUAUGUCAUGGAUAGAAUACAGGGAAUUAGCUACUUGGAUUUUAUCCUGGCGCACAACAAUCAGUUUCCCGAAAAUUCAGCCGAGUUUUCUUCAUGGCGCGAGAAUCUGGUAAUUGACUGCGCCUCGUUCUUUGCGCUUUCGUGGAAAUCACCCCAAAUCGUUGAUCAGAGCUACCGCGAUAGUCUAUAUCAUCAAUAUAAGAGCGAGCUUGAGUUACUACUCAUAUCUCUGCCGGACCGAUUUCGCCCCUUGAUUCAGAAAUCAAUCAGCUCUUUGCCUGCUAUCUUUUCUCUCCCUAUGGUGUUAUUACAUAGGGAUUUUGGGGUCUGUAAUAUCAUGGUGAACGAAACCACAUGCAACCUAGUUGGGGUGGUGGAUUGGGCCGAAGCAGAGGUUGCACCGUUUGGCCUAAACCUUCACUCCCACCAACGACUGAUAAGUAAGGUCCAUCUCAAGGGCGGUUGGAUGAGAUACGACGAUUAUGUCACAUUAGAGGAUAUAUUCUGGAGCAAAUUCAAGAAGGAAGCUGGAGGGCUGAGCGAUGAGGAAAUCAAAACCAUCGAAGCAGCAAGAAUUGUUGGCUUGUUAUUGUCCCGCGGUUUCACUAGUCGUCUUUCAAAGACCACAGAGGCAGUACCUAUUCGGGAUGAUGAGAAGGGAGCAUACAACAUGCGUGACCUGGAUGGGUUGUUAAUCCAUCCGAUCACGAGAUUUAUAGACCUGGCAUAA